This is a messenger RNA of Pogona vitticeps (central bearded dragon), 1392 nucleotides long. The record is from RefSeq and is a predicted model, not a curated record. Lineage: Eukaryota; Metazoa; Chordata; Lepidosauria; Squamata; Agamidae.
AUGGCGCCUCUCCGCCCUCCCUCCUCUUCCCUCGGCGUCCCUGGCGGCGCCUUAGAGACCCGGCCCGGCUUUGGGGCGCCGUGCGGGCGGCGGGGAGGCUCCUGCGGGCACUGGGGCGCGAUGGAGGACGUCCGUCCGAAUGAAGAUGACAUACGAGGCCGUCGCCAAAAAAGGAAAAAGGCCAAGGGAAAAAAUACUUUGGAGCAUCUUGAUUGCUUGGAGCUAGACAAUGGCAUUGUUGAAGCAGCUGUCCGUCGACCAUCUGAAAGCAGUGAGCCUCUGACAGCAGAGGGACAGGAUGUUCCACCUCAGAGGAAGCGUAAGAAAAAGAGAGUGCCUCCUGAAUCAGAGACAGCUUUCACUGAACAGAAUGGAAAUGAUAUGGAUCCUUCACCAACUGAAGAAACAGCGACUCGUAAACAACGGAAAAGAGUAAAGAAAAACAGCAGAGAUGCAUCUGAUGAAGUGGGCAGUGGUCCUAAAAUCCACAUGCCAAGACGUUUCCAGGCAGCUGACCGCAGAGAUUUGAUUAAAACUACAGAAAACAUUGAUGUAUUUAUGGAUAUGAAAGCUUCUUGGACUACCAAGGAUGUGGCACUUUCAGUUCAUCGUGGCUUUAGGGUGAUUGGACUCUUCACACAUGGCUUUCUUGCUGGCUACACUGUCUGGAAUAUCAUCGUGAUUUAUGUCCUGGCAGGAGACCAGCUGUCAACUGUCUCAAACUUGCUCCAGCAGUACAAGACUUUGGCGUAUCCUUCUCAGUGCCUACUUUAUCUCCUGCUUACAAUUAGCACUGUUUCAGCUUUUGACAGGAUUGACUUGGCUAAAACAUCUGUAGCAGUACGUGGCUUCCUUACUUUGGAUCCUGCAGCGAUUGCCUCUUUCAUGUACUUUGCAGCUCUUGUAUUAUCUCUGAGCCAGCAAAUGACAAGCGACAGAAUCAACCUCUACACACCACCUUCAGAGAAUGGUAGCCUCUGGACCUCAGGUGCAGAGGAGCAGGUUCUUCAGCCUUGGAUCGUGAUCAAUCUUGUGAUAGCUCUUCUUGCUGGAAUCUCUUGGCUCUUUCUGUCCUUCCGGCCCCAGCUGGAUCAUAGUGAAGAACUGAUGUUCAGUACUGAACUGGAAGAAUUUCCACCGUCAGAUAAAGAAGCCAAAGGGUCUUCAUAAUAUAGAGAAUGUCUUCAAACUUAACAUUUUGAUGGCUUAGCACUACCUAUUUGUACCUGUAAUACUUUUGUUUUUUAAACCUAUUUUUACAUUAUAUGCUUAUUUUGCAAAAAUAUUGUAUCUGUCAUUUUAAGUAUGCAUUAUUAAUGACAAAACUAUGUAAAAGACUACAGUGGUGCCUCACAUAGCGUUCUCUCCGUAUAGCGACAAAAUCGCUUUGUG